Messenger RNA from Aspergillus neoniger CBS 115656, 1711 nucleotides. RefSeq names its product vitamin H transporter. NCBI's taxonomy places the organism in Eukaryota, Fungi, Ascomycota, Eurotiomycetes, Eurotiales, Aspergillaceae. The coding region runs from base 70 to 1509 and encodes 479 amino acids. The record is from RefSeq and is a predicted model, not a curated record. Gene Ontology annotation, cellular component: membrane. The transcript is spliced from 7 exons. Gene Ontology annotation, molecular function: transmembrane transporter activity. Gene Ontology annotation, biological process: transmembrane transport.
CCGCAGUGUGGAGGCCGAGAUUCUUCCUUUGCAUCCUUCCCCUCCGAUUACACAAGGACUGAUAGAAUCAUGGAGCUGGAGAAGACUGAGAUUGAGCCACGGGUGGUGGAAGCUUCGACUGGCGACAACAUCAACCCAGCUCUAGAGAAGAAGCUCUUGCGCAAGCUGGACUGGAGAGUCAUCCCCGCUUUAUGGUUUCUGUUCUUGGUGUCCUUCAUGGACAGAUCGAAUAUCGGCAAUGCGAAAAUUGCAGGCAUGAGCAAGGAAUUGCACCUGGUCGGGAAUGAGUACAAUCUGGCUGUCACAAUGUUUACCGUCGCGUACGUUAUUUUUGGCAUGCCGGCAAAUCUGCUGGUCAAAAAGUUCGGGCCGAAGAUGCUGGUGCUGUAUAUGUUUACAUGGGGCCUUUUCGUGAUGGGUCAGGGUCUCGUCAAGACCGCGAGCGGACUUAUCGCUUGCCGCUUUUUUAUGGGAAUGUGUGAGGCUGGGUUUGUUCCAGGUUGCGCAUACUUGAUCGGAAGUUACUAUAAGCGCGAUGAGUUUCUUCGACGAUACGCCAUCUUUUUCAGUGCAAAUAUGGCCGCAGGAGCAUUCAACGGGCUCUUCUCGAGUCUUUUAACACCUUUGAAUCUGGACGGAUAUAAGGGAUGGCGUUGGCUCUUCUUGAUCGAGUCCAUCAUUACCAUGGGUGUCAGCCUCAUCUGCUACUGGAUUGUGGUCCCGUUCCCCGAAGACGCUACAUUCCUGACGGCCGAGGAGAAGACAUUGCUCCUUGCGCGCCUGAAGGCGGACGGCGGAAGUGUUCGCGACGACCCUAUUUCAUUCAAGCGGGUGAUCAGCAUGGCUAACGACUGGAAGAUAUGGAUAUGCGUGCUGGCCUACCUUGGGGCCGAAGAGAGCGCCAGCUCUCUCGUAAACUUUCAACCAACCAUCCUGAAGGAUCUUGGGUGGACUAGCCGCUCCGCUCAGGAACACACCAUUCCUGUCUAUGCCGUUGCCUUCGUCCUAACCCUAUCCUGUGCCUGGCUGAGUGACCAUUUGCGACACCGAUAUGUAUUCACUAUGAUUGGCUCCGUGUUGACGAUUAUCGGCUGGAGCGUCGAGCUGUCACAUGUGCAAUCUGCUGGCGUUCGCUAUAUGGGCAUAUUUUUCGUGGCAUCCGGAGCAUUCAUCAUGAUGUCUACGAUUGUGGUGUGGUUAUGCGUCAACUUGGGCAAAGGCGUGAAGCGCAGUGUUGGAAUGGGUCUGCUUCCUGCAUUCGGCAACUGCGGUGCCUUUGUGUCUGGCAACGUUUUCAUCACCAGUGAAUCGCCGAAGUAUCCGACCGGAUUCGGUGUUGGGUUGGCCUUUGCAGUGGUGGCCGGGCUGGCGUGCACGGUGUAUUUUUUCGCCUUGCAAGCGGAGAAUCGCCGCAGGGACGGCCAGCCGGCCAAGGAGGAAACAUCGGAGAUGGCGCCGGAGGCAGAUGACCUCGGGGAUGCCCAUCCGGAUUUCCGGUUUCAAUUGUAGGCUUAAUCUGUGUGGGCUACCACGAUCUAGCUUGGACGGGGCCAAGCUCAAUUGAUUAGAUCCACCAUGGCGUGGCCACUUUAAAGGUAUCUUGUACGGCUAUGUAUAAGGAUUACGCCUCGACAUCAUGUAGCCAACGUUGUUGUAGCACACAGUAGCCUAGGCUCUAGCUUUGAAAUAUGCAGCUCAAGCUAAUGUUGCG